UCUACUUCUUCUUCUUCGAUUUCUUCGUCUUCGGGUUCGAAUUCGAUUCCGCAGGUGGUGGUGACCCGGGAACGGGGCAAGAACGGGAAACUCGUCCGAGCUCUGGUUUGCGUUGGAAUUCAAAUUUGCCUUCGUAUUUUAAUUAGUUCCUGAAACGCAUUGUCAUUUUUACGGAUGUUAUGGAGUUUCUGGUCUGAUUCUGUGUUGAUCGUUGUUCUUUUUAUGGACGUUGAUUAACGAAUGCAUUUGUUGUAUGUAGUGCUUCGAUUGAAUGCCACUGUGGUAAACAUUCCAAACAAAUUUUGCGUCCCGGGUUAUGGAAUGCCCUAGUAUUUCAAGAUCUCAUCCUAAUUCGAUGUAUUACUGUGCUUUUUGUGUUGCACGAGAGAAACAUGGCAUAUCUUGUUUAGAGCUUCCCCUAAUUCAACAUGCACAGGGGCCUGAUUUCCAACAGCUUGCUUCUGUAUUAAGGGAUAACACAUUUGAUUGGAUCAUCAUAACAUCUCCAGAAGCAGGUUCUGUCUUCCUAGAUGCAUGGAAGGCAGCUGGCACCCCAAGAGUGAAAAUAGCUGUUGUGGGCUCUGGGACAGCCAGCAUAUUUAAAGAGGCAAUGCAGUCAUCUGAAGGAUUACUUGGCGUUGCCUUUACACCGUCAAAAGCUACAGGUAAAGUUUUGGCUUCAGAGCUUCCAAUGGAUGUUGGAAAAAGGUCUUCUGUCUUAUACCCGGCUUCCCUGAAAGCAAGCAAUGAUAUUGAGGAAGGCUUGGCUGCCCGUGGAUUUGAAGUUCUGAGGCUAAACACAUAUACCACGGUUCCUGUGCACACUGUUGAUGAGGCACUCUUGCAGCAGGCUCUCUCUGUUCCUGUUGUUUCUGCUGCUUCACCUUCCGCAAUUCGCGUCUGGAUUGAUCUUAUUCCAGACUUGGAGCAGUGGAGCAAUUCAAUUGCCUGUAUAGGGGAGACUACUGCCUCAGCCGCAAGACGGUUAGGAUUGCAGAAAAUCUACUAUCCAACACAACCGGGACUUGAAGGGUGGGUGGACUGCAUCCUUGAGGCUCUAAAUGCUCACAACCAAUUACUCUGAUUCAAGUUAAAAUCCCAGUGAAGUCUGCAUUGUGGCAUUAACCAAAUUAUUGUAUAUGAAUAUUAAAUGACUUACCGUUUAACAAAAAACAUAUAAUUUUUGUCUAUGAAUGUAUUGUAUUUUUAUA
Molecule: messenger RNA, 1211 nt
Organism: Tarenaya hassleriana
Lineage: Eukaryota; Viridiplantae; Streptophyta; Magnoliopsida; Brassicales; Cleomaceae
Product: uroporphyrinogen-III synthase, chloroplastic
Exons: 9
Coding region: 317-1084 (255 amino acids)
Biological process (GO): uroporphyrinogen III biosynthetic process
Cellular component (GO): chloroplast
Molecular function (GO): uroporphyrinogen-III synthase activity
Source: RefSeq, a predicted model, not a curated record